Molecule: messenger RNA, 2176 nt
Organism: Apodemus sylvaticus (European woodmouse)
Lineage: Eukaryota; Metazoa; Chordata; Mammalia; Rodentia; Muridae
Gene: Polg2
Product: DNA polymerase gamma 2, accessory subunit
Exons: 8
Coding region: 285-1796 (503 amino acids)
Biological process (GO): mitochondrial DNA replication
Cellular component (GO): cytoplasm; mitochondrion
Source: RefSeq, a predicted model, not a curated record
AUGUCUUGUAGCACAUAAUAGUUGAGGUGGACAUUUCCCCCGGGGACUGAACGAUAAGUCUCAAUCAGCGCCGCCCAAGACAACAUGUUGGUAGGACUUUUUUGUGUUUGGCAGCUUGGAAAACCAUGAGUUGAUGGUAACUCCAUAGUAACAGGAUGGGAAAAACUGAACAAGUGAAUGUGGAGUUGCCAAACGGAAAAUCCCCAAGGUAGUAAACAACCACAGACGCUGGCAUCGGCCGCGGAGGCCGGGAUACGCCCAAGGGGUCUGGGGCCAGGCUGCCGAUGACGCUCUUCCGGGGGCGUGGUCUGCAGUACGUCCAUUUCCGCCGCGCCUGCACCCUAGUCUCUGGUGCUGGUCUAGGUUUGAGACAGGGCUUCCCACGUGAGAUGCCGGUGUUCCCGACUCCGGAAGCGAUGCGCUCGGGUGGCGCGGCCAGGGCCUGCUGCAAGGCCUGCAGGCGCUGGCUGUCCGGGAAUGCGGGUGCCGCAGAUGGGGCUCCGCAGCGUGCCGCCCCCGACCGUGCAGUGGCCGGCGAGGCGCUCGUAGAUCUCUGCCGGAGGAGGCACUUUCUCAGCGGGACGCCACAGCAGCUCAGCGCGGCUGCUCUCCUGAGCGGGUGCCACGCGGGCUUUGGACCUUUGGGUGUAGAGUUACGAAAGAACCUAGCCUCACAAUGGUGGUCCUCUAUGGUGGUGUUCAGAGAGCAGGUCUUCGCGGUGGACUCCCUCCACCACGAGCCGGGCUCUUCGCAGCCCGGGGACAGUGCCCUCAGGUUAGUUUCUCCAGAAUGUAUACGCGAAAUCUUGCAAGACAAAGAGCUGAGUAAGGAACAGCUAGUGGCAUUUCUUGAGAACUUAUUAAAAACUUCUGGGAAACUACGGGAGACUCUUCUUCACGGGGCCUUGGAACACUAUGUUAAUUGCCUGGAUCUGGUAAACAGAAAGCUACCUUAUGGUCUUGCUCAGAUUGGAGUGUGUUUCCACCCUGUUUCGGACACUAAGCAGAUACCCAGCAGCGUUACAAGAGUUGGUGAAAGGACUGAAGCUUCGUUGGUAUGGUUUACUCCCACGAGGACUUCGAGCCAGUGGCUUGAUUUCUGGUUGCGUCAUCGGCUUCUGUGGUGGAGAAAGUUUGCUAUGAGUCCCUCUGACUUCAGCAGCGCCGACUGUCAGGAUGAAUCAGGACGCAAGGGAACCAAGCUUUACUACAGCUUUCCCUGGGGAAAGGAGCCACUAGAGACCCUGUGGAAUCUGGGAGAUCAGGAACUCCUACACAUGUAUCCUGGAAAUGCGUCUGCCAUACAGGGUCGAGAUGGGCGGAAGAAUGUGGUUCCUUGCGUUCUGUCUGUAAAUGGGGACCUCGACCUGGGCACGCUGGCUUACCUCUACGAUUCCUUCCAGCUGGCGGAGAACUCCUUUUCGAGGAACAAGAGUCUCCAGAGAAAGGUGCUUAAACUUCACCCAUGUUUAGCCCCUAUUAAGGUUGCUUUGGAUGUGGGGAAAGGCCCAACGGUGGAAUUACGACAGGUUUGUCAAGGGCUACUUAACGAGUUACUGGAAAAUGGGAUUUCUGUGUGGCCUGGUUAUUCCGAAACUAUGCAUUCCUCAUUAGAGCAGCUCCAUUCAAAGUACGAUGAGAUGAGUAUCCUCUUCACAGUUCUGGUCACUGAGACCACGCUGGAAAACGGGCUAAUCCAGCUGCGGAGCAGAGACACCACAAUGAAGGAAAUGAUGCACAUAUCCAAGCUGACAGACUUCCUGGUCAAGUACCUUGCGUCGGCUAGAAAUGUGUAGGGCUUCAAAAUCUGUAAUAAAUAAUCUCUAUUGAUUUCAUUAACUUAUAUUAAUAUGGUUUGGGCCUUUUGUAUCUAUAAAGUAGACAGUUUUGGUUCUUCCUUUGAAUCAUUUUUUUUUAUUAUCCUUGUAUAUGGUCUGUAGUAGUUUGAAUAUGUUUGGCCCCAGGGAGUGGCACUAUUGGGAGUAUGUAUACCACUGUGGGCAUGGGCUUUAAGACCCUGUUCCUGGCUGCCUGGAAGUCAGUCUUGCACAAGCAGCCUUCAGAUGAUGAAGAUGUAGAACUCUCAGCUCCUCCUGCACCAUGCCUGCCUUGAUGAUAAUGGACUGAACCUGUGAACCUGUAAGCCAGCCCCAAUUAAAUGUCCUUUAUUAGUGUU